Messenger RNA from Menidia menidia (Atlantic silverside), 5074 nucleotides. Lineage: Eukaryota; Metazoa; Chordata; Actinopteri; Atheriniformes; Atherinopsidae. The record is from the annotation of a GenBank genome assembly.
CGACAACCAUCAGCUGCAAAAAAAAUAUUAUCAUGGGCUCCGUGUGGAAACCGGGGAAAGACAAUCACGAACAUUUCUCGUGACGUUUUUGUAGUUCACGAAUGACGACGUGUUUGCUGUACUGUCUUCCUCGCUGUGAUUGGUUAACCGGAAAAAUGAAAAUGACAUUAAUCAAGAUGGCGCCGGGAGACAUGGAAAAGUGAUGAGAGAAUAGAACAACAAGCAACUUAGCAACAGAGCGCUGUGUAUCUGUUUAGUCUCUGCGUCUCUUUUCCGUCGGGCUUUUGCUUGAUGACCGGGCAACUGACAGGCAGGCGCAGAGAUACGGCCGGACUCCAGUUAUUCUGCUAAUUGUUUGCUAACCAGCGGCUGGAGUGGCUAACGUUAGCUAUCUCUGAGUGCGGAAGGCGAGUGAGGUGAAGCAGGGCAGGCUGCUGAAAGUGGAGACCGACAAGUCGAGCGGAUUCUUAAAGAAUCGAGAGACGUCUCCCUAUUAAUGCUUUAACCAGCCUCCCAGAAUCAAGCUGCACUCAAAGUGGGGUCUGUCAAAGAAGUAUCUGCUCAACUGAGGAGAAAAGCUAAUCAGAAGAGAAAAGGCGUCAUCGUUGCUCAUUGGACGCCAUGGCUCACUUACCUAUUCGGAGUGGACUCCCAGGGAUUCAGAAUUUCAGAGCUGAUCCUGAGGAACUUUUCACCAAACUGGACAGGAUAGGGAAAGGAUCAUUUGGAGAAGUCUUUAAAGGCAUCGACAAUCGGACUCAAAAAGUUGUGGCCAUCAAAAUCAUUGAUCUAGAGGAGGCAGAGGACGAUAUAGAAGACAUUCAACAGGAAAUCACAGUUCUAAGCCAGUGUGACAGUCCCUUUAUCACGAAGUACUUUGGAUCCUAUCUCAAGGGCACAAAAUUAUGGAUUAUUAUGGAAUAUUUGGGUGGAGGAUCAGCACUUGAUUUGCUGGAACCAGGUGCUCUGGAUGAAACACAGAUUGCCACAAUCCUGAGGGAAAUCCUGAAAGGUCUGGAGUAUCUGCACUCAGAAAAGAAAAUACACAGAGAUAUCAAAGCUGCCAACGUGUUGCUGUCAGAACAAGGCGACGUGAAGCUGGCAGACUUUGGUGUGGCGGGCCAGUUAACGGACACACAGAUAAAAAGGAACACAUUUGUCGGAACACCCUUCUGGAUGGCACCUGAGGUCAUAAAGCAGUCCGCCUACGACUCAAAGGCAGACAUCUGGUCACUGGGAAUAACGGCGAUAGAACUGGCUAAAGGAGAGCCGCCCCACUCUGAACUUCAUCCUAUGAAAGUAUUAUUCCUCAUCCCAAAGAACAAUCCACCAACACUGGAAGGAAACUACAGUAAACCACUUAAAGAGUUUAUUGAAGCCUGUUUAAAUAAAGAACCAAGCUUUAGGCCAACGGCCAAAGAGUUGUUAAAACAUAAGUACAUUGUGAGGCAUGCCAAACGGACGACCUAUCUGACAGAGCUGAUUGACAGAUACAAAAGGUGGAAAUCGGAGCAGUCACGGGACGAAUCGAGCUCUGAUGACUCUGAUGAUGAGCCGGACGGUCAGGCAUCUGGAGGGAACAGCGCAGCAAAUGAUGACUGGAUUUUUAACACCAUCCGAGAGAAGGACCUGAAAAAGAUUCAAAAUGGAGCGGCGCAGCCUGCUGAGCUGGAAAGGAAACAGGAGAGUCCAAAGAGGCCUUUGUCACAAAGCUUAUCUACGAUAUUCUCUCCUUUGUUUUCUGAGUUGAAAGAAAAGAGUGAGACGAGUAAUGGCAAGCCAGAGGCAGCAGAGGAGCUGAAGGAGGCCAUUCUCCUGGCAGAGGACACACACCCAGGGAUCUGUGACUCCUUAGUGGCUGAGCUGGUUCAGAGACUUCAGAGGUUUUCUGUGCCCCGGGCGGCCACCACUCAGUGAGGAGAGCCGCGUCCAGCCCUGUCCCACUUUCCCACCCUGGUUGCAGCAGUCAGAUCUUUUCCUCUGACCUCUACAGCUGAAGAUGAAGUCUCCCACCAAGGUCUCCAUCGCUCUUUUGCCUGAAGCAAAUCCUGGCCUACUUUGUGUUCAUAUUCUAGCACAGAAGCAGAGGAUCCGAUUCCAGACAGUCAGUGGCUGUUCACUCAUGAUGUCCCUUCUUAGUACCUCCUUUUCAGUUGUUUUUUUAACGGUGGGGUGUUUUUCUGAAAGGACUUAAGUUUUUUUUGUUGUGAAUUUCUGUCUUUUUCACAAAGGUUUACACUUUUCAUCCUUUCAGAAAGACACCGCGCUCAACUAGCUGCGUGCGUGUGUGUGAGGUUUUCUGCUAAACGUGCAGUGAUGGGUGAUGAAUGAGUCGAGGAAUUCUAUUGAAAACUCAGGUAUCACGCUUUAAGUGGAUUGGGUCCUCUGGGAGAUGGAAGGAGCUCUUACAGGGUGGUUGUACAGACUUGUAAAUAGGCUUAUUUCUACGGAUCCAUGGAAACAUAACGGUCCGUUUGGAGCCACUGUGUACAAAUGGCCAAAUGCAAACUGUAGAUAAUGGUUUUGAGGUAUAUAUUUUGAAAGACUAAAGUGGCCACAAAUGAGAUUGCCUUGCCUUUGUACUUGUUCUUUUGUAUAUCAGUCUUUGAUUUUUUUUUUCCUUCUUUUCUGUUGUAAACUUUUUAAGUACUCAUCCGCUGAAUGAAAAUGGCUGCCCUCUGUCAUGUUUUACUAUUGAUUUAUUCUAUAUUACUGAAUUCUCUUUCCAUUUGUUUGAUUCACACUCUGCUGUGGCUGGAAUUUUGCUGGCGAAUGUACGAGAAAAGGCUGGUUUGUUGAAGUCUCCCCAGAUUAAAAGCUGGAUGCUGUUUCUAGCCUCAUUCCAUAAGGGUGUUGACGGACAGGUCUGUGAAAGUCUGCCUUUGCCAUCCCUUUUUCUUCUUCUUUUGAAUUUUGCUUUGUGCUGGAUUGAUCCGAUAAACUAAGGUCUCCUCCAUUCAUUCCAUAAACAGGGCAGUGCCAUCAUCUAGUUUAGACAUCAGCAGACUCUGUUAGUCUUCCUAGAAGCUGCAGUGGUACCAUCUCCUCAAUGUACCCACAGCUUUAUUUGCACUUGGACUAUAAAUGCCUUUUGACUUCAAUCAAAGUAGCCAUAAAACAGUAGCAUGAGACGUGCAGUGUUUUGCAGGUAUGCACCGUACUACAGGAUGUGUGGCACACACAACGGCAGUGUGACUUUUGCCUGGCUGCAGCUUUCCGUUUGGACCUGAACAGAAAAGGCAAACAGGCGUGGACCUCUCUGACCACAGAGGACUCUGGUGUACGUAGAAAGCCAAGCCAAGAGGUGCUCAGAGGCCAGCCGCACUGUUACUACUUCUACCUGUAGUUUAAAAAGGAAUGUGCAUGAUAGUAUUAACAGUGGAAAACCUUGGCCUGAGAAGUAUGUGUUGUAGCAUACUUGUACAGGAUGGACAGAAUGUGGAACGGAACAGAGUUGAAUCAGCCUUAUAGUGUUUGUUUUCAGUGGAGUGACUGGUAAGCGCUUUACAAAUGUAAGACUCAGUCUUUUGAUGUCAUUCCUCCCCCUCCUCCCGUUGUUGCAUAUUAUUGUUUUCCUUUUGUGCAUUUUUAUUUGUUUGUUUUCCCCUCAAAUAUUACACAUUUGAAAAAAAUCUAACAUUUCUGUUUGGGACCCUCUGAUAGUUUUCAUCGUUGCUGAUGAAAAGAGGAAAUAUGUCAUAAAUCUUAAGGCUCAGUUCUUCUUUGUUUUUCUAUUUUUUUUUUUUGCCAGGAGGCUCUGUGUGGAGCACAGCUUAAAGGAACAGUUUGAUGGUUUGGAAAACGUGCAGGUUUACUUUCUAGGUGGGAGAGAGGAGCUGAGUGUCCGUUUUAUCAGGUACGCCUGGAAAGUCUGACCGGAGUGCAGACCGGUAGGAAGAGGAAGAGUAAAUGAAGGGGCAGAAGCUCUUAUAGUAUAAUGUAUUCCAGGAUAACUCCUGCAAAACAAUCUUUAAAUCAUGAUGAUGAUCAUAAUAAUAAUAGUUAACUGGGGAGGUUUGUCAUUUGUCUCUCCUUUAAAGCAGCCAGUGUUGAGCUCUGUGCUGCAAACAGCUCAGUCCAAUCAGCACCACAUGGAAAUCUCUUUAUUCAGACAGAAUUUGUUGGGGAUAGUGUGUUCUUGGUGCGUAUAUUGCAACCCUCUCCCCCGGUUACCUGAAAAUAUCUGGGAAAAAAUGGCUCCCUGCUGUUUAACUGGCUUUGAAUGGAGCCAGCUUCGCCCUGCACCUUGUUCCCUCUGUGCUGCGGUCAUCUUAGAGGCUGCAUUUAACCUCAAUCCGGUCACCAGUGCUGCAAUGAGAAGAAUUCUCCCAACUCACCAUCUUUAUUUUUCUUUUUUUUCCUCCAACUCUGUCGAUUUCUUUACUUGAAAACAACAUUUCAUCUGGUUUCUCUUGUUUCUAACUCUUCUCUGCUUGCCAGUGUAGUAGAAACAGUUUAUUUUAUUAUUUAAAACUGGUUCACCAUAUCAUGAAUACAUUUUUCUGCUCUGUGGAAAAAACCUCUCCUCUCCAUUUCAACUUCCCACUUGGAAAGUGCCAUGAAAGUGCUCCACCCUAAACUGAGACAGAUGCGAUAGUUUGCACCUUCUUAUGGUCUUAUAUUUCUUUGUGUGUUUCGUACUUUGUAGGUUUUGAUUGGGUUUUAAAAGAAAGUGGUACUCAAGGCGACAAUAAUUAGUUGCUUUUACACUGUUUGUUUUCUCCAUUUAAUUUGCUUCACGCCCCAUUUUGAGUGACGAAUGGCAAUAAAGCAGCGUGAUGGCUGGGAGCCUUUUUUUUUCUCCCUCUCCCUUUUUGGUUUAGGUUGGCAUAUACUUAGUUCAACUAUUUUUGUAACCCCAAAGAGCAGUAUUAUGUAAUAGAGGGAGUGAAGUUUGGUUCUGUGAUGUUUUCAAGUUUCAGUUAACACUGGAUGCAAUCAUUUUAAAAUGUACAGUUCAUUUUGUGUGACUCUGCUGGCGGUUUGCAGUCCAGUGUACGUUUGCUCAUUCAGAACCGUGCCGUUGGAUUUAUUCAAAGCUGUCAAAAGAUUGAUCAAAAAUAAUAAUAAAAAA